CAUGACUCACCAACAGCGCCCCACGCGACUUCACUGACUCACCCCGCUUCGAAAAAAGUACCCACCAACAUCUUCACUCAACCCCUCCUACAACGACUCCCUCGAUUUUCGCAACAGCAAAAAUGGCGCCCAAGCCCUGCGCCCUUUGCACCGUCAACCCUGCGGCUAUUGUGCGCCCGAAGGAUCGCUCAGCGCUCUGCAAGCCAUGCUUCUUCAACGUCUUCGAGACCGAAAUCCAUCACACAAUCACUAGCACCAACCUCUUCGCGCGUGGCGAACGCAUCGCCAUCGGCGCAUCAGGUGGCAAAGACAGCACCGUUCUGGCCUCCGUUCUCAAAACGCUUAACGAGCGCUACGACUAUGGGGUAGAGCUUAUAUUGCUGAGUAUAGAUGAGGGGAUCAAAGGGUACAGAGAUGACAGUCUGGAGACGGUGAAGAGGAAUGCGAAAGAAUAUGGGAUGGAACUGACGAUUCUGGGUUACAAGGAGCUGUAUGGGUGGACUAUGGAUCAGGUGGUAGAACAGGUAGGAAAGAAGGGGAACUGCACGUAUUGUGGAGUAUUCAGACGGCAGGCCCUAGAUAGAGGGGCGGCGAAAUUGGGUGUCAAACAUGUUGUCACUGGUCAUAACGCCGAUGAUGUUGCUGAAACUGUGCUCAUGAACUUACUCCGGGGUGAUCUCCCCCGACUCUCGCGGACUACCUCCAUCGUGACAUCUACGCCCUCUUCAGUAGCAUCUUCAUCUCCUACCGAUCCAGCAUCGCAUACAAAUAUCAAGCGCAGCAAGCCCCUAAAAUACGCAUACGAAAAAGAAAUCGUCCUCUACGCUCUCCACAAAAACCUCACCUACUUCAGUACGGAAUGCAUCUACUCCCCCGAAGCCUUUCGCGGCAGCGCACGAGCAUUGAUCAAAAAUCUCGAGCGCGUACGGCCUAGCGCUAUUCUUGACGUAGUCAGAAGUGGUGAAGACAUGGCAAAACUGUGCCCCGGGAGUGACGAGGGAUGCGGUGGCGCAUGCGGAAGCAGCACCAGUGCGAUACCUAUGGCUGAAGAGGAGGAAGGUGGGUGCGGAAGUUCCAACGGUAGGAACGCGGGUAGCGAAAUGGCCAAUAUGGAUCGCCAACUUGCCCAGAACGAAGCCGCGGUGGAAAACGAGCUCGAGGUGGAGAUAACAUUCCACGGGCGCGAUGGCACACAGCAGAAGAUCAAGAAACAACCCAAGAAAAUCAAAGGUCAGGCUGCUGCAUCAGUUCCUCGCAAGGCUGUGACAAAACAGGUCAUGGGUAAGUGCAAGAAGUGCGGAUACCUGUCUAGUCAAGAGGUGUGUAAAGCAUGCACGCUUCUUGAAGGCUUGAACAAGAACAGACCUAAGAACCACAUCGAGGUCGGUUAUGACGCAGAACCAGAAAACCAUGUGAGGGACUUAGCGGGUCAAGUCAAGGGCUUGGAAGUUGGUUCUGGGUGAGGAAUAGACCCAUGAUUGCACGACCUCGCAACCCAAACACCUCCGCCUGCACAAUUUCCACAGGCU
This is a messenger RNA of Periconia digitata, 1529 nucleotides long. The record is from the annotation of a GenBank genome assembly. Lineage: Eukaryota; Fungi; Ascomycota; Dothideomycetes; Pleosporales; Periconiaceae.